Messenger RNA from Knipowitschia caucasica, 348 nucleotides. NCBI's taxonomy places the organism in Eukaryota, Metazoa, Chordata, Actinopteri, Gobiiformes, Gobiidae. The record is from the annotation of a GenBank genome assembly.
AUGUACUUCUUCUCAUCUCUGGCUCUGACGCUGAACGAGCCGGAGGAGGGCGUGGCGCCCACGGACAGCCGGCGGCGCCCUGACCAGAGGCUGAUGGAGGCCGGUCUCUGGGACGAGGCUAAUACCCAAAAGCAGCGCCUGGAGGAAAUCCAGCGGCUGCAGAGGAAGAGUAGGGAGACUCAGACGCAGCAGGCCCUGGAGGACGGUCCAGAUGUAGACGGGCACCAGGCGCAGUGGUUUGAGAAGCGAGCAGACGAGACGACGGGAGAGAUCUCCUACAUGUACAAAGGAGGAUACUGGGAGGCCAAGGAGAAGCAGGACUGGAGCCAAUGUGCACACAUCUUCUAG